CAUGGUUAAUGAAACAUCGACCAAGUCGCCAUUAAAGAAUAUUGGUAAUGCCCAAGUGAAUAAUACAGGUCGGGUGGAGAUGGAUAUUAGGAAAGCCAACUGCAAACCUAAAUUGAAUGAAAAGUCAAACAUUCCUGAAAUUGUCCCGCCAAUGGCGGGCGAAUUGAAAAAAAGAAAACAUAUUCCGAAAGCAUCUAUUACAUCCAAGAUAUUUACCCACAAAGAUUCAGCUCGCGAAAUUAUUGUUAAAAUUGGCUCUUCUAUGUGUCUAACUGAGAGACAUUCCAUUCAAAGAACAUUUUUGAAUAAAAUGGAAGUGUCAAGAAUUAAGACCUACAGUAAACUAUUCUCUGAGAGUAUGGAAAACAAAUUUUCAUGUGACAGUUGUUCAUUCAAAACAUCCUUUGUCAGUUUGCUGCGACAUCAUCAAGAAAUCCCACAUAAGAACACUCUAAAGCAGCCUUUAUGUGCUAUCUGUGGAAAUGUAUUCAUUAAUUCAAAUGAUUGGAAAAUUCAUAUGACGACAAGUCACUGUGUUAAGCAGCAGAAAUGUUUACCAAAUAAUAUAAUGAAUUGUAGUGACUGCAGUUUUUCAACUUAUUUUUACAACGAUAUGGCAAAACACCUUCAGAAUUGUUCGUUUAAGUUUCUUGAACCUAUUGAUGAAGAUGUACCGAAUAAAUACAUUAGACGAAACGAUCAAAAAGUGUCUACAGUUGACAAAAAUCUCUGUAAAGCAAGUCCUGAAAGAGCUGUUGAAAUAAUUUCAGAAAAUAAACAAUCAGACGUAAUACCAACAACGUCCGAAUCAGCUGCAAUUGUACAACACGGCCCCUGUAUUCAGACAAAAACUGAAAUAGAAACUUGUGAAAUAUGUGAAUUGCAAUUAUCUAAUAGAAAGGCCUUGUUUCAACAUUUACAACAGAAUCAUCAAAUAGAAAUAACAGAAGCAUUCUCUGAUAUGAUUACUGCCCCAUUCUCCUGUGAUUUAUGCCGUAGAAAAUUUUGGUCGGAAGCAGGUCUAAUAGAACACAGGAAAAAGCUACUUUUGUCAAUUUCGAAUUGCUCUCAAGGUCAUACACUCUCUGCAGAGAAAGCUGCUCAAACAUUGUUGGAUAGUCAAAAAAGACUUGAUAGUAAUCCUCACAAUUGUUUAAUCUGUAAUCAACAAACUGAAGAGAUGAUGAAACAUAUGCUUAAAAGUCAUGGUUUAGCAUUGAAAACUGUAUUUGACGAGGAAGAGUGCCAUGCUUGUAACAACGGUGUCAAGCUAAUUUUCCCUGGAUCUUCAGUGGAAGGAUCUAGCAAGCCACCUCCUAAAGAGAACCUUUCAAAGUAUAAAUGUGAAACAUGCAAAGUUUCUUUCAAGUCAAAUGCGACAUUACUUAAGCAUAAAAAAAUUAUGCAUGGGUUUCAAUGUUCCUUAUGCUCAACCUUUUUCCUAAAUGAAAAAACUAAGAAUAAGCAUUAUAAAGAAAUGCAUGAGAGCAAAUUGCAAAGUUGUCCAAUUUGUAAGAAGAUAUUUUUAAACAAUAAGCAUUUUCUGGAGCAUGCAAAAACGUAUUUAAGAAAGUGUACGGUUAAAUUGACGAGAAUAACACAAUUUGAAUCUGAUCUCUUGAAAAGAAACUCAGUGAAAAUUGAAGUGAAUGAAUCAGAGCAAAUAGAACCAAUAAAGACAAAUAAUAUAAAGCAAGAAGAACCAAUCAAGCCAAAUGAGCUUCCAGAAAAAAAAAGGAAAAGGGAGCAGGUAGAUUAUAAAGGACCUCCGGCUAAGAGAUUUUGCGUCUGA
This is a messenger RNA of Dimorphilus gyrociliatus, 1792 nucleotides long. NCBI's taxonomy places the organism in Eukaryota, Metazoa, Annelida, Polychaeta, Dinophilidae. The record is from the annotation of a GenBank genome assembly.